CUUUACCUUGUGCAGUGUGUUUUCGUGUGUCUGUAUGUAUGUCAGUGUGGGAGAGAAAGAGAGAGGGCGUGCGCGUAUGAAUUUAUUCAUGAGAAACCGUCUAACCUAAAUUAUUUUGCACUAAAUAAUAUUUAAGGCAGCUUUGCUAAAACCACAGGAAAACAGCCCACUCCUGGUGAAAUCAAGACUGUCACCAUGGUUGCCACAAGCACAUUAAAGACCAAAAGCAGCGAAUGCAUCUCGGAUUUGCUUGAGCGAAGAUAUGACCAGGCUUGCAUUGAGAAAGAACUGGAUUUCUGGGAUCACUGCUUGGCUGAGCCCCAGAGGAGUGCAGAUGUCACUGAAGACAGAACUUGUCAACAGCUGGCCAAGAUGUUUGAGAACUGCCUGUCACGAGCCAAGAAGACAACGCUGCACUGCUCCUCUGUACUGGUACCCGAGAAGCUCACGCGGAGGAUAGCUCGGGAAGUGCUGCGGCUGGCGUCUUGCGAGCCCUGCGGCCUGCGUGGCUGUGUCCUCUACGUCCACCUGGAGCUGGACAAGGGCUGCAAGCGGCUGGAGCGCAUCGUGUACGACGCCAGUGUGGUGCCCACAUUUGAGCUGACACUUGUGUUCAAGCAGGAUGGCACCGCCUGGCCCAGCCUGCGGGACUUCCUUUUUAUGGGAACCUGCUUCGCCCCGACUUUCAGACAAGUACUUAAACUGAGUCCAGGUUUCCGACUUGUAAAGAAAAAACUGUACUCCUCCUCGGCUGGUACCGUGGUAGAGGAGUGCUGAACUUUGGGAGGGAUUAGUGGGAUAUCUGGUUUCCUGUGGGUAAACGCACUUCUGCCCAAAUGUAAAUGACACUUGACUGGUGUCACAUUUUCUACAGUGUUUUUGUAAUACAGUUUGUCAGUUCAUCUAAUAGCAGCCAGUCAGUUCCUGAGUGACUCUGUUUGAGACUUGGGAUAUAAAAGUUGAAAGCUUAUGCAUAAAUGAGCCUGAUAGUUCUGGUUUGGCUUCUGUGUUUCUAAAAGUGCAUUUUUUUUAUCAGCAAAAUUGUAAUAUUCUGGAUGUUUUUUUUGUUUGUUUUCUAACGAGAGCAUUUGUUGUUCAAACACUUUUAAAUUGUACAUUUUUGCAAAUGAAUGUAAAACUAUGUUCAUGUUUGAGAGGGACAUGCAUACCGUGGGUACACCUUUGUGUACACUUUGUCACUAGCCACUUUGUUGAUGCAUCUGCGUGUUUCCAGAUACAUUGAAUGUGUUCAGCAACAGUAAACACACCUAGGCUUGAAUAAGAGACUGAAAUUUAGGCAGUCUUUGGGGGCCAUAUGUAGCUAGUUGUGUUAUGCUGUAUUUAGGGCUGCGGAUAUUUAAGCCACUGAAUGUCUUGUGUAGAUGCUGCUGUCAUGGUGUGGGUCUCUCACACUGAGGGAAUAUGGAUGCCUUAAAUGUCAUAGUAAUUUUUUUUUUUUUUUUUUUUCCCCCACUCAGAUCACAGCUAUGUGUACGUUUUAGUGUCAAUGUUUUUUAUUGCAUUUUUAUUUUUAUACCCCUCACCCCCAGACGCGCAUUGUCAGUGCAGAGCCUUUAUAGAUUAAUAAAAGGAUGGAUCACUCAAAUGUGAAAGCUUAUAUCUGUUUUUAUGUCAUUUGAUAACCGGGAGGUGCAAAGAAAUUACUGGAGGUCCAGCAAGUAAUGUUGUUUUUGGUGAAUUCCCUACAGUUUGCAAACUUUUUUUUUUUUUUAUGCCAUUUGAACUCUAUUGAAAGAAACUUGUUCUUGUCUAUCAGACAAUAAAAUACUUCAACCUUA
Molecule: messenger RNA, 1799 nt
Organism: Thunnus maccoyii (southern bluefin tuna)
Lineage: Eukaryota; Metazoa; Chordata; Actinopteri; Scombriformes; Scombridae
Product: DNA damage-inducible transcript 4-like protein
Exons: 3
Coding region: 196-777 (193 amino acids)
Biological process (GO): negative regulation of signal transduction
Cellular component (GO): cytoplasm
Source: RefSeq, a predicted model, not a curated record